Quercus lobata is the source of this 1788-nucleotide messenger RNA. RefSeq lists its product as uncharacterized. Lineage: Eukaryota; Viridiplantae; Streptophyta; Magnoliopsida; Fagales; Fagaceae. Gene Ontology annotation, molecular function: nucleic acid binding; zinc ion binding. The coding region runs from base 1 to 1788 and encodes 595 amino acids. The transcript has 2 exons. The record is from RefSeq and is a predicted model, not a curated record.
AUGUCCAAUAAUCAAGAAGAAGACAUAACCGAAGGACUUCGACCACCAAUGGAUCAGACCUUCCAAAUGCAAGCGAUGCUAGGGGAGAUGAGGCGUAUGUUGAGGGCUGAAUUAAAACCUAUUCAUGAGAGGUUGGAUAGGGUAGAAGCGGGAACUCCUAGGAACCAGCAACAUGACAACCCCAAUAGGCAGCAAGGUGGGCGUGUUCCAUGGCGGAAUGUUGAGGAAGAGGUGGAGUCGGAGGAGGUUGAUGGACCAUAUGUGAACCGAGGCAGUUUUGAGCGUGGGUAUGGGAAUAGAGAAGCAAGGAUGGGUAGGCCUAGGAGGGAUAAUGAUUUAGGAAACAUAAAGAUUAAGAUCCCAUCUUUUCAAGGUAAAAAUGAUCCUAAAGUUUAUUUGGAGUGGGAAACUAAAAUGGAGAUGGUGUUUAAUUGUCACAACUAUUCGGAGAUAAAGAAGGUUAAGUUGGCUGCAAUUGAAUUUACUAAUUAUGCCAUUGUUUGGUGGGAUCAAUUAUUGAUUAAUAGGAUGAGGAAUAGAGAACCAUCCAUGGACACUUGGGAGGAGAUGAAAAUGCUUAUGAGGCGGCGUUUUGUACCCAAUCACUAUUAUAGGGGAUUGUAUCAAAAGUUGCAGAGCUUAACUCAAGGUUCCAAGAGUGUGGAUGAGUAUUACAAGGAGAUGGAGGUAGCUCUGAUCCGGGCUAAUGUAGAAGAGGAUCGGGAAGCCACCAUGGCUACGUUCUUGCAUGGUUUAAAUCGUGAGAUUGCAGAUAUAGUUGAGAUGCAGCACUGUGUUGAAUUGACGGAUAUGGUGCAUCAAGCCAUAAAGGUGGAGGAACAAUUCAAACGAAAGGGAUUGGCUAGGAGGGGACAACCUAUGGCUACCACCAGUCCAUGGAAGAUAGCUCCAAAAAGGGACAAGCAGCUACAAAAUAAGCCAAAAUUUGAACCAUUUAAGAGUGCCAACUCAAAGACCACUUUAGGUAACACCGAGGCUUCGAGUUCUAAAACACGUGAUAUUAAGUGUUUUAAAUGUCAAGGGCGGGGACACAUAGCCAGCCAGUGUGUAAACAAAAGGGUGAUGGUGAUAAAUGGUCAAGGAGAGCUUGAGUCGGAGAAUGAGGAAGAAGUAGAUGAUGAUGACGUGCCAUCUUUGGAGAAUGUCGAUGAUGAGCAAAAUGCUGUGGUUGGAGAUUUAUUGGUAGCAAGGCGAGUUCUUAAUGUGCGGGUUAAGGAGGAAGAAAGUAAUCAAAGGGAGAACUUGUUUCAUAUUCGGUGCUUUGUAAAUAACAAAGUUUGCAGUGUCAUUAUCGAUGGAGGGAGUUGCACAAACAUAGCCAGCACUUAUUUGGUGGAAAAAUUGGCCUUAACUACCUUGAAACAUCCUCAACCUUACCGGCUUCAGUGGCUGAAUGAAUGUGGCGAAAUCAAGGUGACAAGACAAGUGUUGGUGGCAUUAUCCAUUGGCAAAUAUGAGGAUGAGAUGCUAUGUGAUGUGGUUCCCAUGCAUGUGUGCCAUGUAUUGUUAGGAAGACCAUGGCAAUAUGAUCAGAAGGUUACACAUGAUGGAUUCACAAAUAAGUAUUCUUUCAUUCUUAAAGGGCAACCUAUUACUCUUGUGCCAUUAACUCCUAAACAGGAGUUUGAAAAUGUCUUUCUCGAAGAGGUACCUCAUGGUUUACCUCCAAUUCGAGGGAUUGAACAUCAAAUUGAUUUCAUACCUAGUGCAUCAAUUCCAAACCGACCUGCUUAUAGGAGUAAUCCCGAGGAGACCAAGGAACUUUAG